AUGAAGUACUCUGUGUUACAUCGUCUUCAACUAGUCCGUCUCCUACAAGAGCAUGGCACAUUUCAGGCCGCGUGUGAUGCCUUUCACAAAGCUCAUCCAGACCUACCCAAACCAUCGUUGGGUGCUUGUUUCCAGCUCGCUCGCAAAGUGGCUGAGACCGGGUCCGUGCAAGAUCGACCUCGCGGACCACGAGAGAAACCGGCCACGGGAGAUCACAUGCUGGAAGAUUUACGCGCAAUCCUGAAAGAUCAACCAAAAAUUUCCACACGAAAACUGGCUCAAUAUUUUUCCGUCUCGCAUGCAUCUGUCUAUCGAUUGUUGAAAGUGAACGGUUAUCGACAUUCACGAUUUCACUCAGAUGCGCAACCAGCCCCACGUGAUGUUCGGGCCCGUUUGACUUUUGCCCGAUGGUUUCGAACUACUUCGAUGGCUCACCAGCAUUUAGAACGUGACAUUCUGUUUUCCGAUGAAGUCACGCUUCAUUUGAAUCCCGCUCGCAAUGCGAGUUGUGAGGCCGGAUGGAGUCGAGAAGACGGUGUAUUGGAAGAGGUUGUGGAACCAGUUUGUUCUCGGAUUCCGAAUCCACAAAAAUGGCGCAUGUAUUUUCAACAGAACGAAGCACCCUGGCAUUAUUCGCCCCGUAUCACGCAAUGGUUGAGCGAACAUUUUCCAAACCGAUGGAUCGGAAAAGGUGGUCCGAUCGAGUGGCCUCAAAGAUCGUCCGAUUUGAAUCCGUUGAGCUUUUCCCUGUGGGAUCACUUAAAACGCACGGUCUACUCAACUCCCCUGUCCAGUUUGGAUGAGUUAAAACAACGUGUCCAAUUGGUCUGCUCUGCUUUGACCACUGCUGCUGCUGCUGCUGGUGGUGGUGGUGGUGACAUAAUAGAAUGUGCUCUGAGCGAAUUCCGAAGACGUAUUUUGUUGUGCGAAACCAAUCACGGUGAACCAGAGGUGUAA
This is a messenger RNA of Echinostoma caproni, 957 nucleotides long. NCBI's taxonomy places the organism in Eukaryota, Metazoa, Platyhelminthes, Trematoda, Plagiorchiida, Echinostomatidae. The record is from the annotation of a GenBank genome assembly.